AUGACGCGCGCACAGCAAACCAUCUCCCUCGCCCUCCUGGUCUCUUCCCUUUACCUCGCCCUCUACCUCGAGCUGAUCCCUCUGCCCGCCCUAGUCCAGGAGCAAAUCGUCCCCGUCCUACCCUUCUGGGCUCUCGUCUCCUUCGGCGCGCUUCUCCUCUUCCGUCUCGGCUUCGGCGUGCUCACCUUCAAUGACGUGCCCGAGGCGCACAAGGAGCUAAUGCAGGAGAUUGGCCAGGCCAAGGUCGACCUCCGCAAGCUCGGCGUCGACGUCGACUAA
Messenger RNA from Cordyceps fumosorosea ARSEF 2679, 279 nucleotides. RefSeq names its product dolichyl-phosphate mannosyltransferase polypeptide 3. NCBI's taxonomy places the organism in Eukaryota, Fungi, Ascomycota, Sordariomycetes, Hypocreales, Cordycipitaceae. The transcript is spliced from 3 exons. The record is from RefSeq and is a predicted model, not a curated record. Gene Ontology annotation, biological process: GPI anchor biosynthetic process. Bases 1 to 279 code for a protein of 92 amino acids. Gene Ontology annotation, cellular component: dolichol-phosphate-mannose synthase complex; endoplasmic reticulum membrane.